Molecule: messenger RNA, 1180 nt
Organism: Vicia villosa (hairy vetch)
Lineage: Eukaryota; Viridiplantae; Streptophyta; Magnoliopsida; Fabales; Fabaceae
Exons: 1
Coding region: 73-942 (289 amino acids)
Molecular function (GO): enzyme inhibitor activity
Source: RefSeq, a predicted model, not a curated record
AGUUAAAUCAAAUCAUCUCACACAUAAUUCACCAUAACACAUUUCUUCCUCAACUAACCAUCUACAAAUAACAUGAAAUUCAUCAACAACAUGAACAACAUUGACCUCAAAAUUUUCUACAUAGUCCUAGUAUGUUUUGCAGUAGAAACAUGCAUGGGUCACAUAUUCAAUGAUCAACCAGCAGCAAACAUUGAACCACUACCAGAGGUUGAACCACAACCAAUCUUCCGUCAUCACCCGGCGAAUCCUCACCCGAAUCGUCACCACCCGAAUCAUCACCAGGCUGAUCCUCCCACCCAUUCUGCACAUUCACAAUCACCUCAUGAAUCUCCCAGGUCAUCACCAGGAUCAGAAGAAGCCGAAACCGAAUCAGCACAUGGUCGCACCUCAUUCGGCCAUUCAUCUUCCUUCAAAGCUGCAUUCUCCGACAUUCUAAAAGGCUCCAUCCGCAGACCCGCUAUGGCUGACUCCGAACGCUCCGAAGCAAAACAAAGCAGCCUCGGAAUCGAACAGAUCUGCAUGCACACCGAGUACCCCGACAUUUGUCUCGCAACCAUCAACCCUCUUCUAACUCAAAACUUCGACAUGAUUAAUGUCCUCGAAGCCGCGAUUAAAGCCUGUUCGAUUCAGAUUAAGCUGACAAUAGCUAAGGUGGCUAAACAUGCAGCUAGGAACCCUGAGGUUGCUAAUGCAGUUUUUGAAUGUAAGGAUCAAUACAAAAAUGCUAUGGACAAUCUUCAAAAAGCUAUGGACGCUCUUCCGGCCCGUGAUCUCGGAACCGUUACCGUUAUGCUUAGUACUGUUAUGGCUGAUGUUUCUACCUGUGAAAGUGCUUUUGAGGAUAUGAAACAAUCACCUAACCAUGAACAGUCCAAGGCUGAUGGUUUAGUUAGUAUCACUGUUAGCAAUUGUCUCUCAAUUGCUAGCUUGAUUCCCUAUUAAUUCUAAUUAAUAGGUGAAUUUUGUGCAUGUUAUAUGCACUGAGUAAAGUUUUAGGCGAUGAAAAAUUUGCCUUGGAUUAUAUAAUCUAUAGUAUUAUGUACUAUAUAGGAAAAUAAUAAUUAGUUGGUAAAGAGUACAAACUCUUGAUGAAGAGAUCUUUGUGUAACUGUAAUGUAUAUGUAUUAAUAUGCACUAUUGAUGCAUUCUUUUGUUAAAUUAAAUUAUAUUUCUUUGGUAA